This is a messenger RNA of Seriola aureovittata, 4071 nucleotides long. RefSeq names its product tubulin alpha 5 (gene tuba5). Gene Ontology annotation, molecular function: GTP binding; structural constituent of cytoskeleton. Gene Ontology annotation, cellular component: cytoplasm; microtubule. The coding region runs from base 1518 to 2513 and encodes 331 amino acids. Gene Ontology annotation, biological process: microtubule cytoskeleton organization; mitotic cell cycle. The record is from RefSeq and is a predicted model, not a curated record. The transcript is spliced from 4 exons. Lineage: Eukaryota; Metazoa; Chordata; Actinopteri; Carangiformes; Carangidae.
CAAUCUGCAUGCCAGUAACAAAAGGCUAAGAAGUGACUAAAACAACAUUUUUGAGGGAGAUUUGUCUUCAAAAGUCAUCAUCCCUCCUACCCUCCCUCCUUCUAUCUACACCCUCCUUAGUUUUCUAAAGCCUGAAUAAGCGCCGCCACCGUCAGACAGACGCACAGGUGAGACUGUCUGCAGGUAUAAAGAGCAGCUGGCAGCGGGCGGGACAGAGCAGGCUGUGUUGGUGGAGACACUUUACUCGUCCCGGGACACUGCACAGGAAUUACAGUGUGUCUGGAGCCUUGCUGACACGCAAUAAAAGUACAGCAUCCUACACCAGAACCAACUAUUUAUAACAUCUGGAGCAACAUGAGAGAAUGCAUCUCUAUCCAUGUGGGCCAGGCAGGGGUCCAGACAGGAAACGCCUGCUGGGAGCUCUUCUGCCUUGAGCACGGCGUCGGUCCUGAUGGCGUCUUCCUGGACGGUCCUGCAGAACCGAACUCACGAGAAGAUCCAUUCAACACUUUCUUCAAUACUGGGAGCUCCGGGCGUCAUGUUCCACGGGCCAUAUAUGUAGACCUGGAGCCCACAGUGGUUGGCGAGUAGUCCUGUAUAUGUUUAUUUUUACUCUCCUUAUCUUUGUUUUUUUAUUACUGUUCCCAUCGUCCUAUUAUGUGUGGUUGUAUGCGUCCAGUGUGAGUGUAUCUCCAUCCUCAUGGGUCCUGCAGGUAACUGCUGAUGUGAACACUGGUAUCCAGGCAACAAGUGCAGUGGUGGCUCUUUUACCUUUCAUUCGAUCCUGGCUAACAUUUACAGAGGUGUAUUGUAUGAAUAGUAACUUGCAUGAAUUGAUUUUAGCCAGAUAAAAACCUUUUUCAAUAUGCCCCUUCAAUGUCUGCUUAGUGUAAAAAAAGAUAUAAAGCUUUAUACUUUAUAUACACGUUUAACCAUUUAUUUAUUUUCAAUUUUUUCUAAGCAACACAUUCCUUUUUCCUAAGGCUUACAUGACAAUGAUAUGGGCAUGAUUUUUUAUCAUUAUUUAUAAUUGUACUUUUGACUUAUCUAAUAACCUCUCACUACAUUUUGACAGUUUCAGGGCUCCAUAUCAUAUCACACAUACAGCAAAUUAUUCAUUAUUCAAAUUCAACACCUGAUUUUUAUGCCUUAACACUUCCAUUACAUGUAAAAUUCCACAUAUUGUGUGCAUCAUUUUACACACAAUUCCCUAUAAGUCAGUCUGGUUUUAAGUUGGUAUUUCUGGGAAAUGGAAAAUAAUAGUUUAUAAGGUUGGGCAUGUCUGUUUUAGUGCAAAACCUCCACAUUUGGAGCUGACCUGGUCUGUUAAGUUAAACCAAGCUGCAGUUGAUCUGUAACGACCCCUCUGAAUAAAAUCUUUCAUUUUAGAUGAAGUGAGGGUUGGAAAGUACAAAGAGCUCUUCCACCCUGAGCAGCUGAUCUCUGGAAAGGAGGACGCAGCCAACAACUACGCUCGUGGCCAUUACACUGUCGGGAAAGAAAUCAUUGAUGGAGUCAUGGAGCGCGUCCGUAAAAUGACGGACCAGUGCUCAGGCCUGCAGGGGUUCCUCGUCUUUCACAGUUUUGGAGGUGGCACCGGCUCUGGCUUCACCUCUCUGCUGAUGGAGCGUCUCUCUGUCGACUACGGCAAGAAAUCCAAGUUGGAGUUUGCUGUCUACCCAGCUCCCCAUGUUUCCACAGCUGUGGUGGAGCCCUACAAUGCCAUCCUGACCACCCACACCACCUUAGAGCACUCUGACUGCGCCUUCAUGGUGGACAACGAGGCCAUCUAUGACAUAUGUCACCGCAACAUGGACAUUGAGAGUCCCGGCUACAUCAACCUCAACAGAUUGAUCGGACAGAUCGUUUCCUCCAUCACUGCCUCCCUUCGUUUCGAUGGUGCCCUGAAUGUCGACCUGAUGGAGUUCCAGACCAACCUGGUGCCAUUCCCGCGUAUCCACUUCCCUCUGGUUACUUACGCGCCCAUCAUCUCCGCUGAGAAGGCCUACCACGAGCAGCUGACUGUGUCCGAGAUCACAAGCGCCUGCUUUGAGCCGACCAAUCAGAUGGUCAAGUGUGAUCCUCGCCAUGGCAAGUACAUGGCGUGCUGCAUGCUGUACCGAGGCGACGUCGUCCCUAAGGAUGUAAACGCUGCCAUUGCAAAUAUAAAAACCAGACGCUCCAUUCAGUUUGUUGACUGGUGCCCCACUGGUUUCAAGGUGGGCAUUAAUUACCAGCCUCCAACUGCUGUUCCAGAUGGAGACCUGGCUAAAGUCCAGAGGGCCGUGUGCAUGCUGAGCAACACCACUGCCAUUGCAGAGGCCUGGUCUCGCCUCGACCACAAGUUCGACCUCAUGUAUGCUAAGCGUGCGUUCGUCCACUGGUAUGUGGGUGAAGGCAUGGAGGAGGGAGAGUUUGCAGAGGCCAGAGAGGACCUGGCCUGUCUGGAAAAGGAUUACGAGGAGCUGGGUCAAAUGAGUCCCGACUCUGACGAUGAGGGUCAAGAAUACUGAGCUUUGUGAGGCUUUGAGCUGGGAUGGCUGCACAGCAACGAUUUUAUCCUGUAAUGAGUCAAUAUUUUAGUGUGUAUCUUUUAAGCUAAAGAGUUAAACAAACUGAUGGUCUUUCUCGCUGCCUUGGUUUUAUAAUGUCAGCUUUGGAAGAAGAAGACAAGCUACUCUAAGUGGUAUUUGAAUUGUGCUUUGAAAUAAACUGUCUUUUCAUAUUCUGAAACAAAUCCAGCUGCAUGUCACUCCUCUCCCUCUCUUCAUAUUUCCUGUCUGCCUCACAGUAUAGACUACUGAAUAAAGUCAAACCUGCCCAAUUGCCUUAAGACGAACGUGCUAGCAAGCUAAUAAUAGCCUUUUAAUAAAAUAAUGAGGUAAAAUGAAAACAUUCUGAAAUACAGGCUUCACCCUUGUGUUUUGUUCGUAUUUACUUCUCAUUGUUCGGGGUCUGCAUGGUGACAUGAUAAAUGGUUUCUGAUCAAUUACACCCCGAUAACAGAUUUCUAAGUAGACUUAUUUGGGAGAGUUUGCGUAGUGUAAAAUCUACUGUUAACAAGAUUCAUAAAUAUUGAGCAUCCACUGUAUUUUACAGCUGGGGUUUUGAGACCCUAAGCAAAAGUAAUGCAUAAUUUUCUGUAGCUGACUUUUGAGACAUAUCUUCAGUUCAAAACCAACACAUGUUCUCUGAGCUGUUAACCAUGGCCCCAAACAGAGCAUUACAGGGUUACAUAAUUAGUACCUUAUCUCAUUGAUUAAAUUAAGUAAGUAUGGACACACCCAUCUUUUCCUGUCAAGAUUACACACACAUGCCAGGUGUUGAUAUGGUUAGGUUAAAGAAAAAAAUCUAAUUUUUUCACAUAGAUAUAUAUUUAUACAUAUAUUUUGGAGUCUGCAAUUUGUGGUGCUGUUGAACUGUGCUGCAUUGUACUAUAUUAUUCUGUGAACCCCAUUUAUUUCAAUGAGGUUGGGCUAAAAAACUGAAACACCUCUCUAUAUAAUGCAACACAGUUCAACAGCACCACCAACUGCAUCCUUAAAAAUGACCAUGGAAUUGAAUCAACACCUCUCUGCAUCAAUAUCAAUAAAAACUGAACAUUAUAACCUUCAUGAAGCUUUAUUGCAGGACUGUUGUAUCAAGCUGCAUUAGUUUUAGUUAGGUGUGCAUAAGAAACUGCCAGUAUUUAGUAAUCCCCCCUUUGGCGGAUUUCACAGCUUGCAAAUGCUCGUUGUAGCCAGCUCAGUCCCUCGUUUCUUGUUUAAGGUAUUUUCACCCACCCAGAGCUUCAGCUUGUGUUUCUUGAAGUAGUUCAUGGUGGAUUUUGAGGUCUGCUUCGCAUCAUUGUCUUGAUGUAAAGCCAGUAUUAUUUCACUUUCACUGUCUUUGCAUAUGCAUUUAAUGACAUGAACAACACUUAUUGUUUAUUACCUUUUGUACUGACUUCAUACAAACUGCAAUAAACAGAUUGAAGUAAACAGAAAAAUAUAUACAUAAAUAUUUGAUGAGCAUCCUUUGCCUUUAAAACAGCCCCACUUCUCCUCAGUACACACAGUUGUUGUUUUUUUU